Molecule: messenger RNA, 1433 nt
Organism: Dioscorea cayenensis subsp. rotundata (Guinea yam)
Lineage: Eukaryota; Viridiplantae; Streptophyta; Magnoliopsida; Dioscoreales; Dioscoreaceae
Product: zinc transporter 10-like
Biological process (GO): zinc ion transmembrane transport
Cellular component (GO): plasma membrane
Molecular function (GO): zinc ion transmembrane transporter activity
Source: RefSeq, a predicted model, not a curated record
AUCCGCGCUGAAGAGAACUCCAGUGAUGUCUUUCUUCGAGGAUCCGAAUCCGCUUCUUUUCCUCCUCGGCCGUGUCCGCCACCAUGCUCGUCUCUUCACCGAAGAAGCUUAUCUGCGGUGAGAUGCGGUGGCGGCGAAGGUGCGGAGGAGUGCCGGAAUGAUGCGGCAGCGAUGAAGCUGAAACUGAUUGCGAUAGCGACGAUUCUGGUCGCCGGUGUUGCGGGUGUGGCGAUUCCGUUGGUCGGGAGGAAGCGUCGGAUGAUGAGGACUGAUGGUUCUUUGUUUGUUCUGGCGAAGGCGUUCGCGGCCGGCGUUAUACUGGCGACGGGGUUUGUUCAUAUGUUGCACGACGCGCAGGCGGCGCUGACGAGCCCUUGUUUGCCGUCGAUGCCAUGGCGGAAGUUUCCGUUCUCGGGGUUCAUAGCCAUGGUGGCGGCUCUGGGAACGUUGGUGGUUGACUUUGUUGGGACGCAAUACUAUGCGCAGAAGCACCGAGAGGAGGCGAUGGGUGUGAAAGCGACUGCGGCCGCGGCGAUCGCGGCGGUUGAGGAGGGCAUCUCAGCCGUGCCCGAAGCGCCGGAGACGGCAGAGGGCGAUAAGGACGCGAUGCACAUCGUCGGGAUGCACGCGCACGCGGCCGCGCAUCGGCACAGCCACGCGCAUGGGCAUCGCGCGUGCGAUGGCAGCGACGUCGCGCAGCACACGCACAGCCAUGGGCACGCGCAUGAAGACGAAAGCGAAGUGCCAUCCCAUGUGCGCCAUGUCGUCGUCUCUCAGAUUCUAGAGCUUGGUAUCGUUUCACAUUCGGUGAUCAUUGGGUUGUCGCUGGGAGUGUCUCGGAGCCCGUGCACUAUCCGGCCACUUGUGGCGGCGCUGUCAUUCCACCAGUUCUUCGAAGGUUUUGCAUUGGGAGGCUGCAUUUCACAAGCCCAGUUUAAGAACUUUGCUGCAGGACUAAUGGCAAGCUUCUUUGCGAUCACUACACCAUUGGGGAUUGCGGCGGGGGCUGGGGCGGCUUCCUUUUAUGACUCUUAUAGCCCGAGAGCGCUGGUUAUUGAAGGUUUGCUCGAUUCAGUGUCGGCUGGGAUUCUUAUUUACAUGGCUCUAGUGGAUCUCAUUGCUGCUGAUUUCUUGAGUAGGGAGAUGAGCUGCAAUUUCCGGUUGCAGGCUGCAUCAUAUACUGCUUUGUUUCUUGGUGCUGCUUCAAUGUCUGCCCUUGCUAUCUGGGCUUAAAUGGUGAGCGACAUCUGUACCUUUGUAUAGUGUGUUCAGUUUUGUUUGGUUGAAGUGUAGGCUAUCUUGCCUUCAAGUUAACAACAAACGUGUAUACUUCUUUCACAAGGGAAGAAUGAAUUUGAUCAAUUUUACAGUGAAACAGUUAUUGAGCUUCACUUUGUGUUUCCAUGUAUUGUUUGGUCUGAGAGAAUUGUUUA